AUGUCUGCUUCUGCCAAUAAGAAAUCUGGUGCAGGGUCUCGCAGAUUCAACCCUCUGAAGGCCCUGCAGCCUAAGUGGCGCUUGCAGCAAAUACUGUCCUCCCCAUCCACGCCCCCACCUUUUGACUAUUGCAGGUUUAUAGAGCUAGACUACAUCCCAAUGGAGGCAGGCAUUAUGGUUUCAAUGAGGCAAAGUCGAGGAUUUCUGACACCCAAGUCCCCGGAGCACCACUGUCGACGAUCUCCUGCACCUGUCAGUAAUCGGGAUCCUUAUGGCAAUGCCUCUCUCAGCAGCGGUAGCAACUCUGGGUCAUGCAAGGGCAGCGAUGGAAGCCCUACCCCCAGGCGCCCCACAAAAUACACCUCCUGCACGGAUAACCACGGAAUUAAGCCUCCUCCCCCAGAACAGUACCUGACACCCUUACAGCAAAAGGAGGUGUGUAUCAGACACCUCCGAGCACGGCUUAAGGAGACCAUCGAGAGGCUACAGGAUAGGGAUUCUGAGAUUGAUGAAUUGCGGACUCAGCUGACUCGAAUGCAGGAGGAUUGGAUUGAGGAGGAGUGCCACCGUGUGGAGGCAGAGCUAGCUUUGAAGGAGGCCCGCAGGGAGAUCCAGCAACUGAAGCAGGUCGUAGAUGUGGUGCAUUCCAGCCUCGGUGAGACCGACACAGGUGUGCAGAAGUGUUUCCAGGAUAUCAGUGUUCAGAAUCACAAACUGGAGACACUGCUACACAACAUGGAGUUGGCUCAGAACCGUACCCCAAGGGAGGGAGAGGUAACAGGAGGCAGGGUGGGGGGUGGGUCUGGGGGCAGGGCAGGGGUGGUGGAGGCAGAGCUGGAGGUCAGCCAGGGGCUUUCGGGGUCCUGCGAUGGCUCCCCGGCCCGUUCGCUAACCCGCAGUUCUACCUACACCAAACUUAGUGACCAAGGGCCUGUGGAUCGUAAUGGGAAUGGGAAUCCUUCGGACUACCCCUGCCUCUCCGCAGAUGGAACGCAGGACAGCGGCUUUGUGUGUUGUGGAGAGAGCGCAGCUAGCCGGGCUGAUUUGCUGCUGGAGGCAGCCCUUCUUUCUGAGGAAACUGCCUCUCUGCUCAGCACCUACUCCCGCCUGCCGCACUCAUCCACAUAUGAGAAGCUAUGCACUGGAGACAGGGUGGUUCCUCUAAGAUGUGGAGCAAGCGGAGGCAGUAUCAGUCACCCCUGCCUGUCGCACCAUCAUCUAUAUCUGCACCACCUCCGUGAGCAGGCUAUCCAGACCGAUUACGCUCCUGCAUCUGCUCCCGUCCAUCCAACCACCACCUUCAACUCUGACCUGGACACCAUUGCUGAGCGCACGUUUCGCUCGCAAGCCUGUAGCCCCACAUCCACCUGGGUCUCAGAUGAAGGUGAGGACCUGGACUCUGUCACCACUGCAUCCGUCACUGCUGCUUCCAUCCUCACGACAUCUGCAACCACGGCACCCCUCAUAGCCGCGGCAGUUGGUACCGACUCCUCAGCAAUGCCUGCCGACCCGGUUGUCUCUGCUGCGACCUCUCUACCCACCGCAGUCAGCCCUAUGGCGACUAGUCCCGAACCUGUUGCAACUGCUGCUAACUCGGCUCCACCUACUGCCCCAUUACUGAGCCCUGUCUCCACUUCCUGCUCUGUUGAAGCAUCUUCACUCCUAGAGGAUAAAACACCUCUUCCACAUACCUCACAGCCCAAGAGGUCACCUUCAGCUGUAGAGCAGCCAGAAGUGACUGUGGUAGAAGUAGAGGAGGAAGAUAAAGCUGAAGAGGUAGAGGAGGAACUUGAAACUGCGUCCUCAAGCUGCGGGCCACCAGUAAAGAGCUACUGGAGUCGGCAUUUUCUGGUGGACCUGCUCGCUGUGGCAGUACCAGUGGUGCCUACAGUAGCGUGGCUGUGCCGCGGUCCAAGGCGUGACGGGCAGCCCAUUUACCAUAUCGGCUCCUUGCUACGAGGCUGCUGUACUGUGGCCCUGCACUCACUACGCCGGGGGGCAGGGCUUCGGCAUUACCCCGCAGGAGGUGGAGGUCCGGGAGGAACAUACAUAUGA
Molecule: messenger RNA, 2055 nt
Organism: Chanos chanos (milkfish)
Lineage: Eukaryota; Metazoa; Chordata; Actinopteri; Gonorynchiformes; Chanidae
Gene: snphb
Product: syntaphilin b
Exons: 6
Coding region: 1-2055 (684 amino acids)
Biological process (GO): neuron differentiation
Cellular component (GO): mitochondrion; cytoplasmic microtubule
Source: RefSeq, a predicted model, not a curated record